AAAGUGAAAGGAGCUGGGAUUGUGGAGUGGACGGGCUUGAUGUUGUGGCCUGUCUUUUUAAAAAAGAAAGACACCUUUUUGCAAGUCACUGACAGGAGGGAAGAUUUGAUUUUGUGCUGAAGAUUAUUUGCAGAGCAUGCUGUUCUGGCGCAACUGGUCUAGUUCCCAGUAUUUGGGUGGACGAUCUGCAUCUCAGUUUUCGGAUGGCAGCUUCCUUUUUGCUCCGGAUCCUGAAGAAUCAUUAUCUCAGAUGAUAAACCGCACGUUAACAGAUGACACUGCGUCACCAGAUGAAGAUCUGGAUUCUGUUUUAUUUGGAAACCUACGUGGGAAUGUGGUUGGGAUGCGUUAUUAUACAGGCGUGGUGAGCAACAAUGAAAUGGUUGCCCUUCAGCGAGAACCGAACAACCCAUACGACAGAAAUGCCGUCCAAGUAAAUAAUGUGAAUGGUAUUCAGGUGGGACAUAUCAAACGGGAACUGGCAGCUCCUCUGGCCUUUAUCCUGGAUAACAGACUUGCCAGAGUUGAAGGGGUGGUUCCUUACGGUGCCAACAACGUGUUCACCAUGCCAGUGCAACUUUCGUUCUGGGGCAGAGAAGAAAACCGUGACGCUGUUCUGGAAAGGUUAAAGAGACACGGGUUUAAACUGGCACCUCCGACAAAAGGUUCUCUUUUAGGUGGUGGGAUUGCUGAGGCAUGGUCUGGAAUGGGAUCAGCAAGACCGGGUCCCAGUUACAAAGCUCCUGUGCACACUGCUGUGCAGAUGACAGUGGAACAGCUCAAGAAUGAAUUUGACAAAAUAUUUGAAGAUCUGAAAGAACAUGACAAGACUCGAGAAAUGGAACCAGCUAAGGCUGUUUGCACCCCCUUGCUCCCUCACCAGAAGCAGGCCCUGGCUUGGAUGGUACUGCGAGAGAAUAACACAGACCUGCCUCCAUUCUGGGAGCAGAGGAACGGCAUGUAUUAUAACCUGCUGACCAAUUUCGCAGAGAAGGAGAGACCCGAAAAUGUUCGUGGAGGAAUCCUGGCUGACGACAUGGGCUUGGGAAAGACACUGUCAACUAUUGCUGUAAUCCUUACAAAUUUUCACCAGGGAAAACCACUCCCCACGGAAAAGUUCACACCGGGGCCAGUGAUGGAAGAGGAGCCAUCUGGCUUUGCUGAUGCUUUGGGGAAAUCUUCUGCAUGUAAAGCUAAUGAGGAACUAUCCAAUACUUUCAAAAUGCAAACAGGUGCUGACAACAGGAACAAGGCCACUGUAAUCGAUACCACAGGAAGCAUUACUUCGUCAGGAUCCAAACCACACUCAUCUUCAUAUCCCAAAAGGAAAAAAACAGAAAACGUUAAAUACACGUACAGCAGCGAUUCGGAAAAGGAUGAAGAAAAUAUCUCCACAAAAAAGAAAGUGAAAACGCAACAGAAAAGUGCAGCGGGUAAACGAACGGAAUGGAAAGCCACAAGUAGCGGGAGAAAAGGUACUACAGAGAGCCAGUCGCAGUCUAGUUGUGGCCUAAUGGAGGAUAUUGAUUUUGCAGCUGCUCUUGGUGGUACUUCCAGUUCCACUUUAAAAAAGAUCAAGAAAGGUUGUCCAAGCUCACAGCCCAGCUCUAAUACAGCGGCUAAUGCAAAGGCGAGAGCGACCCUGAUAGUUUGUCCUCUCUCGGUGCUCAGUAACUGGAUUGAUCAGUUUGAGCGACAUUUAUGUCCCGAUGUGAAAUUGAAUAUGUAUCUUUAUUACGGCUCUGAGAGAAAUAAGACUGCAUCGUUCCUCGCUGCACAGGAUAUUGUACUGACCACCUACAAUACAUUAACGGUUGAUUAUGGGAGUGGGAGUGCCAGCCCCCUGCACAAAGUGAAGUGGCUCCGUGUGGUACUGGAUGAGGGCCACACCAUACGGAAUCCAAAUGCCCAGCAGACCAAAGCUGCACUCACACUGACUGCUGAGAGACGAUGGGUACUAACAGGCACGCCGAUUCAAAACUCCUUGAAGGAUCUUUGGUCCAUCCUUUCGUUUCUGAAGUUGAAACCAUUUACAGACCGACAAUGGUGGCACCGGACUAUCCAACGGCCUGUAACCAUGGGGGAUCAGCACGGGCUCAAACGGCUGCAAGCAUUAAUAAAAAACAUUACCUUGCGAAGAACCAAAGCCAGUAAGGUAAAUGGCAAACCUGUAAUUGAGCUCCCUGAGCGUACGGUUUUUGUGCAGCAUAUAACCCUAACCGAUGAAGAGAAGCAAAUCUACGAGUCCGUAAAGAAUGAAGGCCGGGCCAUCAUCGGCAGAUAUUUCAGUGAAGGAUCCGUUUUCACACAUUAUGCAGAUGUGCUCGCUAUCCUCGUCUGGCUGAGGCAGCUGUGUUGUCAUCCGCGUCUGUUUGCAAAUUCUUCCGCUGUAAUGGGUUCCUCAGACAAUGCCACUCCUGAUGAACUGCGGGAGAAACUGCUGAAGAAAAUGAAACUGGUUUUGAGUUGUGGCUCUGAUGAAGAGUGUGCCAUUUGCCUGGAAUCACUAACCUUCCCUGUGAUUACCCACUGUGCCCAUGUUUACUGCAGACCGUGUAUCUGUCAGGUCAUUCAGAGCGAGCAGCCCACUGCCAGAUGCCCCUUGUGCAGGGCAGAGAUCCGAGUGGAACAGCUGGUGGAAUGUCCCCCUGAAGAGGCAGACGUCGCGGCACCUGAUAAAUCCCAGCAGAUCUGGGUCUCCAGUUCAAAGGUCGAUGCCCUGAUGCAUUCCUUGAUCGAGCUUCGAAAGCAGGAUCCCACCAUCAAGAGUUUAGUAGUGUCCCAGUUCACAGCUUUUCUAACUCUUAUAGAAACACCACUCCGACAAGAAGGCUUUGCAUUUACGCGCCUGGAUGGCUCAAUGCCCCAGAAACGGCGGAUAAAUGCCAUUGAGUCCUUCCAGAGCAGUGAGCCAGGCUCGCCAACUGUCAUGCUGCUGUCGCUGAAGGCUGGUGGAGUUGGUUUGAAUUUGACGGCAGCGUCUCGUGUAUUCCUCAUGGACCCUGCCUGGAAUCCUGCUGCUGAGGACCAAUGCUUUGACAGAUGCCAUAGACUGGGCCAGACCAGGGAUGUUGUAAUCACCAAGUUCAUUGUGAAAAACUCCGUGGAGGAAAAUAUGAUCAAGAUUCAGAACAAGAAACGAGAACUUGCAGCAGGGGCUUUUGGAACGAAGAGACUGCGCGAGAUAAAGCAAAGCCGAAUUGAAGAGAUUAAGAUUCUGAUUGACGUGUAACGCUGUUUUAUGGCAUCGUGUCUGCUUUUAUUUUUCCUUUCUAGCCCUCCCAGACAUUUGAGCUUAUUGAAAUUUUCAAACUUUUGAGUACUGUAUUGGGACAGAAAAAUGGGAAGUAAUUUGUAAACCAAAUACAAAUUUAUAUGAGAUGGUAACUUUUAAUGUGAAGUGUUUGUUGAAUUCUGAAUCAAAAUGUAGAAAACAAAUUGUCCGUCUGAUUAUAGUGUAGAAACUGUUGCAGCUGAAGUGCAUCACUCAGAUGAAAGAUUGAGACUUAGCUCAAUGUGCCUAUUUCAGUUGUCAGGUGGACAUUUAACAGCCCCAUCGUAAUACUUAGACCCAGAGUGUGCUGCCAGUCUUCUGACUAAUGUUUCUCCCUCAACCUACACCAACUAAAUCAGAUUUGCUGGUAUCUUGUCUUAUCAUUAUUUGUGACGUGUUUGUGUGAGCCUUGUGUGCUUGCCUGAGUAAUCAUUUAUUGUAUUCCAGAAUUCACUAUGUGAAAGGGAUUGAGAUAUUUUACAGAUGUGGUGGAAUGCUUCGUAAAGGCAAGAUUUGUUUUUUAUUAAAAAAAAAGCUUGUCCCAGCUCU
This is a messenger RNA of Hemiscyllium ocellatum (epaulette shark), 3823 nucleotides long. It is a transcript of the gene hltf, whose product is annotated as helicase-like transcription factor. The transcript is spliced from 25 exons. Gene Ontology annotation, molecular function: ATP-dependent chromatin remodeler activity; ATP binding; hydrolase activity, acting on acid anhydrides, in phosphorus-containing anhydrides. The record is from RefSeq and is a predicted model, not a curated record. Bases 137 to 3232 code for a protein of 1031 amino acids. Lineage: Eukaryota; Metazoa; Chordata; Chondrichthyes; Orectolobiformes; Hemiscylliidae.